GCAACAGAAGGAACCGGGUUGAGAAAAUGGACCUCCUGGUCUGCAUGUUCCCAAACGUGCGGCGAAGGCGUGCGGACUCGGGCCCGGCCGUGUCACGGCUCGGAGUGCAGUGCGCCCCAACUCCGCCAGGGGGUCCUGCAGAGCGCGCCCUGCCGCCAGAGGGCGUGCCCUGGACCGUGGGAGUCGGAGGCCAAAGGUACUACCACAACGGAAAGCAGGAAUCAUAACUUCAACAGUCUCGGUAGAAACAACAGAGCAGCAAGUUAUGCAAAAUCAACACCGACAUGGCGCGAGAAUUCAAACUAUUAUCACAGAAGGAAGACUUUGAAGAGAGGAGCUGGACUAGAAGGCACGCAUCAGGGGCUGACGUCAUCAGUGACGCAAGAAUCACGUGACCACCAGAACCUGGAAGCACUCCUGACGAAGAUGAAAACGUACGUGGACCACUACAAGGAGAAGGAACUGGGCGCAGACUCCGAGGAUCAGGAGUGGAGCACGUGGGGCUCGUGGGGCGCAUGCUCCAAGACCUGCGGCUCCGGAACGGCUGUCCGGAUCCGGACGUGUUCCGGAGGGAAGUGCCACGGAACGUCCGAACUGUCGCAGCAAAAGUGCCACCUGGCGGAUUGCGUUGUGACCACUCCACCACCCCAACCUGUCACUACUGAGGUGCCGUGUAAAGGAACCUUCUGUGAGCAGAAAAGGAUGUUCAAAUACCUGAAGAAGGAGGUGAAAGAACUCCUAGAGGAAGAUAAGAAGCUGCUCAAGAACACUAGGCUAGCGAAGUACGAGCUUCCCAUCAUCCUGGGUGGUACGGUGCUCCUGCUCCUGGGCAUCAUCUUACUCUGCAUCAUCAGGUGUGUGGACAGGAAGAUGGAGGAAAACAGGAGGGUCAAGCGAGAGGCCAAACGGAAACAACAGGCUGGCCUGCCUUUCACUUCAAAGUCAUUUGUAGCCACUAUGAAGUAGGGGGAAGGCUGGAAACUCUUCAUUGCAAAAUUGGAUGAAAACUUUCAAAAGUUUGCUAAACAGAACCAAGAAAUUUGCUAAUGGCAUUAAAAUGAAGGUUCUUUACAUCUACUCUGAAGUAAAGAAAUCGUAAAAUUACUAAACCGAAACAAGUUGGGUUGCCAUCAACUUCAAGGUCCUUAAUAUCUACUCUGAAGUAGGGGAGGGCCAAGCCUUUCUCGCAAAGCUGAACCCAAAAAUUACAAUUUUGUUUUCCAAAUGGAA
This is a messenger RNA of Branchiostoma belcheri (Belcher's lancelet), 1230 nucleotides long. Its product is annotated as A disintegrin and metalloproteinase with thrombospondin motifs 5-like. The record is from RefSeq and is a predicted model, not a curated record. The transcript has 5 exons. The coding region runs from base 427 to 966 and encodes 179 amino acids. Lineage: Eukaryota; Metazoa; Chordata; Leptocardii; Amphioxiformes; Branchiostomatidae.